GUAAUACCGACGUUCACGAGCUCCUCAGCUCUCAUUCUCUAGAAGAUGGCGGACUGCGUUUCGCUGUUAGAUGAGGAGCUCUCUUCCUUCGUCUUCAAUUACCUGACAGAAAACUCCGGGAGCCCGUAUGGGGAGGAAGAGGUGUGCUCAGAUCACCUGGACACCGAUUUCCCUGACUUCGACCUCUCUCAGCUGGACGCCAGUGACUUUGACUCAGUGAACUGCCUCAGCGAGCUCCACUGGUGCAAUGACCACUCAGACAGCUCCCCUGCCUCCAUACAGUACAGCGUUGGGGAUGCAGAGCUCUUCGAGACAGAAGAGGAUAAUGCAGCGCUGCUUGCCGCUCUCACAGACAGCCUGGAUGGCAUUGUGGAGGACGGCGUUGGGGAGCUAUCUGUGUUCCCCUCGCUGGGUGGAGACCCUGUGGAGGAAGAGGAGGAGGAGGAGGAAGACGAGCUCCUUUUGGAAAGUGAGCCUGUCCAAGGCUCGCUGAGCCCAGAGACAGAAGACCCGUCUCUACUGAAAAAGCUCCUGUUGUCCCCCCCAAAUGUGCCUGUGGGUCUGGACUUAAACAAAUUGAGCAGCGCCCUCAGUAAGACUCAGCAACUCAAGUCCGUUCGUCCCGUUCUGAAGAGGGACAGAACGUGCACAGUGGAGAGGAAGCCGCGAGCGUUCAGGCCUGUCAGUCAUCUCUGCACUGAGCUGCACCGCCACCUCACCCAGGAGGCCAACACUGAGGACACACCUGCAGCUGAUACUGAGGAGGAGGGGGAAGAAGAAGAGGAAGAUGAGGACAGUGACUCGGACGAUGAGGAGGGGGAGGAUGAGGAGGAAGAGGAGUCUUCAUCCAGCAGCGAGGUGGAGUGCACAGUGUAUGCUGAGCCGCUCCAGCCUCAGUUCCCCUCGGAGAAAGAGCGCCACUCUGUGGUGGAGCUGAUCCGCUACAUGCACACAUACUGUGUACCAUCACGCAAGCAGGCCAGCUGGGAUCGCAAGGAGCGUGAAAAUGUGGCACGCAAGACCAAGCCUGAGAACCCUGCAGUCCCCCGUAUUGCCACUCCCAGCUGUGUUAAACCUGCCACCCUGCCCAAUGCCCUCUACAACAGCAGCACAACAAGAACAACUAAACCCAAGAUUCCUUUUGUACGGCGCAGAGAAACUAAAGCGCACUCUCUGCUGAAGGAGCUGCUGGAGGCUGUCGCUUCCUUUGAUGUGAGCAAGCCUUACAGACUGCACAGCCCACCGUACAUCCACAGCAGGACCACUGCUGCCCGGCCCAAAGCUGAGCACAAAGACACAAGUGUCAUCGAAGGCUCUCAGGUGGCUGCCAAGCGGCCUAAAUGCCCUGAAAUAGACGAGGGCUCGUUUUCGGUGCGCCGCUCCCGCCGCUUAGCCUCCUUCCCGAGUCGAUUCGGAAAAAGGUUACGUCCAAGUGGACACUCCAACGAAGAGGAGAGCGCAGUCCGCCACCCUCCCGUGGAUUCUGCUGAAGACAGCAUUGAGAAAGCAGACUCACAGAAGAGCCCUGAAACCCUAAACCUCUGCUGUAAUGACGUCUGUUCUUUUUCUCUGAUUGCAGAGAAGCGUGCCUGCCUCUGCCUGCCGCUGACUCCUAAAUCCACAGGAGAUCCAAGAAGGCCGUAUGAGCAGACUCUCUGCGUGGAACUGUGCGGCACUGCAGGACUCACCCCACCCACAACGCCUCCCCACAAACCGGUCGAUGAGGAGCUCUUUAAGCCUGAGGGCAAAGCCGAUCUUCCCGGUAAGAGCUUGUGCCCAGUGCGGACACACCUGAGGAAACUUCCCGAGCAGACAGAGCUGUAUGCCCAACUGCGGCGCAUGGGCCCAACAGGCGAGAUCCAGAGCAAGGGUGCAUACAGAGACCAUGACUACUGCAUGCUAAACUUAGGGGAAAGCCACAAACGGAUUGCUAGCAUCCUCCCAGUAUCUGUUUGCUACACUAAGGAUCAGGAGGAAGAGGAGGACAAGAUGGGGGAGAAAAACAGGCAGGAGGAGACAGAGGGCCAACAGGCUGAUUUACACCCAGACUUCUCCCCACACCAACCUGCCGAGACAGGACAGCCCUCGCCUGCCUGCACACCCACUCCUGAGGCUGAUUCCGAGUGCCCAGACUCAUGCCAGCCACCCUCACCCUGCCAUCAGAUCAACCUCAGCUGUGAGAGCCACUGUGACAAGCAGAGCAAUAACACUACGCACGGGCAAGAGGAGGAUGGGGACAAGUGCCAAGUAUUGUACAUUCACAAUCUGCCGAGCAGCGUCACACAGGCUGUCCUGCGCAAACGCUUCAAAGCCUUUGGCGAACCAGAGGACUGCCGGGUGCUCGUCAAAAAAGAAGAGCGCUGUGGAGUCAUCACUUUCAGGCAGAAUCAAAAUGAGCUGAAUCAGAAGCACAGGCAGAAUGACUCUGUGGGUCAGUAUGCCGGAAUUGGCAGUCGGAGGUUCAGCAGGAAGCGGUACAUAGAUCUGGAUGAAGCAGGACCAGGCCCGGUGAAGAGCAAGUAUGACGCAAUGGACUUUGACACUUUGCUUAAGGAGGCUCAGAGGAGUCUACACCGCUGAUACGCCUUACUGAAAGCUCAGCGAUCGUCACUCCUGAGCCACCUCACAACCUCAGCCCAGACUCCACCUCAUGUUUACAUUUUUGAACAUUGAAAUCGUGAAACAAUUGGACCUUCUUAUUGAGGCCGGAGUGCUGCUGAGGCAUGAGGACGAAACAGAAAUGAAACAACAACAGAAAGAAGUGUGUGGACGACAAACACUAGUGGCCUCUGAGUGGCCCUGGCUUUCUGUAGCAAACCCUUGCUCUCUUCGUUUGGUCGUUGUGACGUCUGUACGUGUGUUGCUUUUUUGCUUAGGGUUUUUGUAACCUUUUGUCACUUUUUUCGGUGGAACUGCAACGUUCACCAUUUUGUCGUACAAGUAUAUAAAUGAUAAUUGCUUUAUAUUAGCAAAACUUUAUGGAUGUUCAACUGUGUGUUACAAUGACAAAAAGUCGGGGGGAAAACAAACGACAAAAAAAAAAUAACUCCUUACAAUGUAGAGUUUACAAAUCAAAAAGGAACGAAAAAAAAUAUUUGUCUUUUUUUUUUUUUUUUUUUUUUUUUGGUCAUUUUAGUGCUUCCUUAUUU
This is a messenger RNA of Tachysurus fulvidraco (yellow catfish), 3149 nucleotides long. RefSeq names its product peroxisome proliferator-activated receptor gamma, coactivator 1 beta (gene ppargc1b). Gene Ontology annotation, molecular function: transcription factor binding; RNA binding. The transcript is spliced from 12 exons. The record is from RefSeq and is a predicted model, not a curated record. Gene Ontology annotation, cellular component: nucleus. Lineage: Eukaryota; Metazoa; Chordata; Actinopteri; Siluriformes; Bagridae. Gene Ontology annotation, biological process: positive regulation of transcription by RNA polymerase II. The coding region runs from base 46 to 2580 and encodes 844 amino acids.